AUGGUUUCAAGAAUUCUUGUACAACUUGAUUCUUAAAUUGAAUGGAUUAUCAUCAUAUUAGUAGCAUUCUUUGUAAUAUUAAUAAUUGGACUAUUUAUAUAUAGAUUAUGCAGAAGAAAAUAGAAUUCGUAACCUAAAUAUAUAAAUAAUUCCAAAAAUUUCAAAGAUGUUCCUAAGUCUGAAAAAAAUCAAGAUGAUGAAAAAUUGUAAAAUAGAAUGGAUACAUCAACUACAAAGAAAGAAUUUUUUGUUAUUGAAGAAGAGCCAGAAAAAAAAAAUGAUAAUAAUGAUAAUAAUGAAAAUUAUAAUCCUGGUGAAGUUAAUGAAAGCAUUAAUUUAAGCAAUGUAUUUAAUCUAGAAGGUGAGGGUAAAAAAUAUCAAAAUAAUAAGUAUUAAUAAAUUAGACAAAAUUGA
This is a messenger RNA of Paramecium primaurelia, 414 nucleotides long. Lineage: Eukaryota; Ciliophora; Oligohymenophorea; Peniculida; Parameciidae. The record is from the annotation of a GenBank genome assembly.